Messenger RNA from Dermacentor silvarum, 1697 nucleotides. Its product is annotated as kelch domain-containing protein 4-like. Lineage: Eukaryota; Metazoa; Arthropoda; Arachnida; Ixodida; Ixodidae. The record is from RefSeq and is a predicted model, not a curated record. The transcript has 8 exons. Gene Ontology annotation, molecular function: protein binding. Bases 95 to 1651 code for a protein of 518 amino acids.
GGUUUUGAGGGGUUUAAGGUAGGUUAUAGAAUAUCGCGAGCUGCACAUGUGGUCUGCGUGCGUCUGUCGUGGAGGUAACGGACACUUGUGAAAUAUGGGGAAAAAGGACAAGAAGAAAGGUAAGGGCGCGGAAAAAACUAUCGCAAAGACAGAAAGAAAGGCAACACAGAAAUUGAAGAAGGAAUUGGCCGCGAAGGGCGAGGAUGACAUCGAAAAGCUCAUCGCACAGUUUGUUGAAGAAGAUCGCAAAAGACUAGCGGUUACUGAGGAGCUCGUGGGGCCUCCGUCUUGUAGGAGCGGCGCUACACUGUGUGUGCAUCCUGAAAAAGACCAGCUUUUACUUUUCGGUGGAGAAUACUUCAAUGGGCAAAAGACAUUUAUGUACAAUGACCUCUUUUUGUACAACAUCAAGAAGAACAACUGGCUUCUUGUAAAGUGCCCUAACUUGCCACCUCCACGAUGUGCUCACCAGGCUGUGAUGGUGCCUCAAGGAGGGGGCCAAAUGUGGAUCUUUGGGGGCGAGUUCGCCAGCCCAACGAAGUCCCAGUUUUACCACUACAAGGACCUGUGGGUCUACCAUAUUGCAAGCCGGAGCUGGGAGCAGGUGAAUGCUCCAAGAGGGCCCAGCGCACGCAGUGGUCAUCGCAUGGUGCAAGUGGGUCGUCAGUUACUGCUUUUUGGUGGCUUUCAUGAGAGCAUCAGGGACUACCGUUACUUCAACGAUGUGUACCUGUUCAACUUGGAUCUGCGAGCAUGGACCAAAGUGGAGUGCAGCAACUCUGGGCCUUCACCGCGUUCGGGCUGCCAGCUGUUGCCAGUGGCUGAAGGAAAAGUUCUUCUUUAUGGUGGUUAUUCACGUGAAAAAGUCAAGAAGGACUUGGAUGAGGGAAAGGCUCACACAGACAUGUUCCUUCUCCAGACUGACACGCGCAGCUCUGGCAAAUGGAAAUGGUCCACAGUGAAGCAGUCAGGCUGCCGGCCGAGUCCUCGGAGUGGCAUGUCAGUAGCUGGCCAACCACAAGGCAACCGGGCUUACUUUUUUGGAGGCGUCCAAGACCAGGAGGAAGAAGAGUCCUUGGUGGGCCACUUCUUCAAUGAUCUGCUUUGCCUUGACAUGGACAGGGGGUUGUGGCGGCCAGUCAUCUUGAACGUUGCCACUGACAAGGACGUUGCACAGUUGGGUGAUGGCAAUGCCCAGGAGGAGGGGCCACAUGAAGAUUUGCACAAGCUCAACAUAGAAGAGCCUGUUGUGACAUCAGAUGAUGGUGUCUUCACAGUUACAAUCGGGGCAUCAAAGGAAAAAACACCAGCAGAACCCAUGUGCCAAGAAGCAACAACUUCAGAGGCACCCAAGGAUGCCUUUGCACCAGUUCCUCGUAUGGGCAGCUGCAUGGCCAUCAAGCAUGGGAUCCUCUACUUGUAUGGAGGGAUGUUUGAAGACAAUCAUCGGCAGUUUACACUUUCUGACAUGUAUGCACUAGACCUGCGCAAGUUGGAUAAUUGGAAAGUGCUUGUACCAUUGGAUCCACAAGCACAGGAAUGGCUUGGGUCUGAUGACUCUGAUUCUGACUCUGAAGAGAUGGAGAUAGAUGAAGAUGACGAGGAUGAUGAAGACAGUGAGGAAGGUGCAUGUGCUCCAUCUGACUCAUGAAGAAAUAAUUGUUUUGGAUUUCUGUCUGGUACAUAUAAAUAAAUUU